Messenger RNA from Cololabis saira (Pacific saury), 4058 nucleotides. It is a transcript of the gene tmem245, whose product is annotated as transmembrane protein 245. The record is from RefSeq and is a predicted model, not a curated record. Lineage: Eukaryota; Metazoa; Chordata; Actinopteri; Beloniformes; Belonidae.
AUGGUGCCCGUGGGCACAUCGAGCUCCUACGUCACAUGUUGUCCUUCCUCACGCCGGGAUCUGCUGGACAGACUGCCGGACGGAGACUCAGCUGGGAACAUGGCAGACGAGGAGGACUCUGCCCCGGACCCGGGCAGCCCUGGCUGCGGGCCGCCUCACUCUGUUUCUUUCUCCGACAGCGUGCAGCCGGCCGUAGGCAUGAUGAGCCAGCUGCUGAGCCAGCCGUCCUCCCUGAAGUUUGACAAGAACAUAAAGCAGGCCUUCUACAACACCGGGGCGAUGAUCUUCGUGGGCAUCUGCUGCGGGGCGGCCGUGCUGGUCUACUUCAUCCUGGAGGCUUUCCUCCGGCCGCUGCUGUGGGCGGUGCUGUGCGGCACCUUCCUGCACCCCUUCAAGCACUCGCUGGCCCGCCUGGGCCGCUCGUGGCUGGGCGGCCUGCAGGACAGCGGCACGCCCGCGGUGGUGGGGCUGCUGCUGGUGCCGGUGUGGUGCGUCAACUACGGUGCCGAGGCGCUGGGCCGCCUGCUGCUGGAGCGGCUCACCGUUCUACUGCUGGUGGGCACCGGGGCGCCGCUGCUCUACCUGCUCUACCUGUCCUGGAGCAUCACCGGCAUGCAGCUGGUGCUGGGACACACCUGCGGGGCCGUGGCGGCGCUGCUGGACUGUUUCCGCGCAGUCUGGGUUUGCACGGUUGUUUUUGGCUACUUGCUGGCCGUUUGUCUCAAGUGGAGCCCCCAAACCGAGCGCUACCUGAGGGCUCUGGCUCUCCCUGUCUGGGCUAUCCUGCUCUUCUUUAUUGUGUCUCUGACUGGCUCGUGGAGAGUGCCCAUAUUUGUGAUUGUGGUGAUCCUCCUUGUUGUCGGCUCCCUGGAGAAACCACCUGUCCCUGGCAGAGGAGAGCUGUCGGGCCAGGUGCUGUCAUUCGCUGCAAACACUAUUUACAUGGCGAUUUCCUGCGGCAGUCAUCAGCUGAAAACUGAUCCCAGUCAGAGUUCCAGCAAAGAUGGCGUGCCAGCAGUAGGUCCCCUUCCCGCCACCCCUGGAUUCCCUCGGGGCUCUCGUUCUCUACCAGCCAGCCUCUUCCUGAAAGAGAAGAGUUCCCGUAAAGCCAGCGAUAUCUAUUUUAUUCUGCUGGUCUGGGCCAUCGUGCUGGUUCAGUUGUGGCUCAACCUCUGGAUCCUCCAGCUGCUGCCUAUCCCUGUGGCUGUGUGGGUGCUGAAAAAGCUGGUGGUCCACUUUGGUCUGAAGAGCUUUGCAGAACGGACUCUGAGCUCAUGGUGGACAGUGUUGGAGAAGUUUGGACGUGAACGUGAAGAUGCCUUGCUGCCUGGACCAAUCAAAGGCCUGGCUCAGUUUCUGCUGCGUAUUGACACCAAGCUCUGGCAUUGGCUUAACAAGCAGAUGGUAGUCUGGUUGGAGCGAUCGUUGGAUAAAAUCAUCAGCAUUUUCAUCAUUUUCCUUCUGGUCACAGGAACCCUGCUUAUGGCUCUGCUGCUCACAGCUAUGGUUCACAAUGAAAGUGUUCACAUCAUCGAGGUAACCAGUAACCUCAUCAACGAGACCAUUUCUAACCACCCCGAAUGGGCCAAUUGGCUCCCAGAAGCGCGUGUGGUGCAGAAAGCUCUGAAUUCAGCUGCUACUAAUGUUUAUCAGCAUGGGAGAGAAUGGAUAACGCAGAAGCUUCACAAGAUGUUAGGCGAUAAGGUGAACCAUACUGCAGUGAUCGAGAAGCCGGUUUUGGAGCUAUGGGACAGACUGUACCAUUCCUGGUUUGUGAAGAAUGUCACCCACUCUGGACGUCACCGUGGGCAUAAGAUGACGGGUCAGAGACAGAAUAGCUGGCUAGGAGACAUCCUGGACUGGAAGGACAUUGCCUCUUUUCUACAGGAAAAUAUUGAGACUCUGCUGUCUAUUCUGGAGUCUCUGUGGGUGGUGAUGAGCAGGAACGUCGGGCUCCUCAUUUCCACCACCACCACCCUCCUCACUGUCUUGUUCCACAGCGGCACGGCGCUGCUCAACUUCGCACUGAGUCUGGUGAUUUUCCUGACUACUCUCUUCUACCUGCUGAGCUCCAGUGGUGAAUAUUAUAAACCUGUUAAAUGGGUGAUCAACCUGACACCUCUCUCCCAGCCGGGACCCUCCUCUAACAUCAUCGGCCAGUCUGUAGAAGAGGCCAUCAGAGGAGUGUUUGACGCCUCUCUGAAAAUGGCGGGCUUCUAUGGCCUCUACACCUGGCUCACCCACACCAUCUUUGGAAUCAACAUAGUCUUUAUUCCUUCUGCUCUGGCUGCCAUUCUGGGUGCCGUGCCGUUCCUCGGGACCUACUGGGCAGCGGUGCCGGCCGUGUGUGACCUGUGGCUGGCGCAGGGAGAAGGUGUCAAGGCUCUGCUGCUGCUCAUUUGCCACCUGCUUCCGACAUAUUUUGUAGACACGGCCAUCUACUCAGAUAUUUCAGGGGGUGGACACCCGUACCUGACGGGUCUUGCAGUAGCAGGCGGAGCGUACUAUCUGGGCCUGGAGGGGGCCAUUAUUGGGCCCAUCCUGCUCUGCAUCCUGGUUGUGGCAGCUAACAUCUACAGUGCCAUGCUGAUGAGUCCGAGCUCCUCGCUACCCACACCAGUGCAGGCAAACUGGCCUGCUCAGCACUCGAGGACAUUCAUGGAGUCCACUCCAUCCAUCCUGAAGAAGACCAAUGAGUGAACGUAAGACGGUGUUUCCCUGUGGAACGUCAUCCGGCUUCCUAUUGGCUGGUUCCUCAGGGAAAGGAGGGGCCUCGCCACGCCAGAGCUCCUCCGGACGCUACCUGGCUCUGCAGGGUCGACUUGGACCAAGUGUUGAAGGCGAUGUACCAAGUCAUGAUGCUGUUUGCUCUCAGGAGCGGCUCCUCUGAACAGCUCCUUUCCUACAACAGGCUUAUAUCCUGAUCCCCUACGUGGACCAAUGACGGCACGUUAGGUUUAUGAUAUUGUAUGACAGAGAUAUUGAUGCUACUCGCGUCAUCUCUCUGAACUCAGUGCCUAAUUUUAUUUUGGAAUAUUGGCAAAAGUCUAAUAUUCUUUGUUUUUUUUGUACAAUGAUAUAUUUGAUCUACGAAGCCUCUGAUCUCACUCCUGCCCUCCCUGCCUGUGUCUCUCUUGCACGUCCUCCCUACCUCUCUCUUCACAGAGGCUCGAGUAGAGUUUGUAGUGAAGCCUGGUUUGUGUGAAGAUGAAAUGAACUCUUCUUGUUACAAAGCUCAGAUGUGGCUCAAGACGAGGGGCUAUUGAUGGUUUCUCUGCUAAGUUAAAGUGUUAAUUGUGAUAGAAGCUGUGAGUUAUCAACACUCAGACUUUGCCAUAACGAAGAUGUGCACUCGUGCUUUCAUGAACAUGACUGUGUCACCAUUACUUUUUUUUUUCUCUCUCAUCUUAAAGGUCGAGUUUUAGCAAAAGUCUCUGUUGAGAUUUUAAUGGUUACAGGUUCAGACUGUGCUUCUUAGCCAUUCACAGCCGGAAUAGGUCAGACAGCUACUGUAUUAACUUAUUGAAAGCUUUUUCUCUUUCUUAGGCACAAAUACCCAGAGCUUUUUUAAUCUGCACUUAACUUAUCUGCAAGUGCAGAAGCACAUUUACACUCAGAGAUCCUUGAUUCCGUUACCUUUACCUUGCAAGCACUUUUAGGUUUUAGCAAAAUGUGAUGGUCCACCGCAUCGUGUGAUUCCAUCAGCGUAAAGGAGAUGUCUGUAUAUUUUCUGCUAAAUUCACAUGCUCUUGCAUUUCAAAAGCCCCACUUUGGCAAGAGUGCAAGCACUUUUUAGAAAGGAGAGUUUAAAGUAGUUUAUGGAGUUUACAUAACUUGAAGCUUUAACGAACAAGCAGAACGGGUGUGUUGUGUCUGUACACUAAUACUACUCACUGAUCAUACGGCUACCAUGUUAGCUAUCAGAGGGUGGUGAGUUUGGGCUGAAAGAAAUGGGUGCAGAGUAUGACUAAUAAACUGUAGUUUUCCUUUGAUACGGUUGCUGUUUAGUUUUUUAAAUACUGAAUAUGCACUGAAUAAAUAUUGUAAUUAAACCUGCG